AUGCACCUACCUUCCUUUCUCAGCGGCUUUGUCGCCGUGCCUUUGAUGGCAAGCACCGUCUCAGGCCUCUCCGCGGAUAGCAUUGUCCGCGUUCUGCGUGGCUCCUCAGCCAACAACAAGCGAGCCGUCCUGCUCCCCCGCGAAGUCGAAGACACUUUUGUGCUUCAAAUCGCCAGCCCUUCUUUCAAGGAUGCCGCAUGUGACUGUGUGUCCCCCCAAUAUGUUGGCUUCAACGGCAUCAGCACCACCAACAUCUACGGAGCCAUGAUCUGGACCAUCAUCAACAAUGAGCUCUACUCUGUUACCGAGGGUGGCUCAGUCUCCCUCUCUGCCAGCACGGAUAGCGCCUUCUUGGCUGCUCUGCCCCGCGUUGGAACUUUUGCCACUUCCUUUGCCAUUGAUGCUGACAACACUCUGGCAUGGACCAACCCAGGCUUCCCCUCUGGCGCUGCUAGCUUCUGCCAGCGCACUAUUGACGGUGCUGUUGUUGCUUAUGUUGCUAGUACCCCAGCAGCUUGCCCUGGCACCAAGCUAACUGUUGUGUCCAGCUUCCCGGCUAGUCCAUCCAUUCCAGGAACAGGCUCAAACCCUGGUAAUGGUGGAACUCCAGGGCAUCCAGGACAACCAGGUCAACCAGGAAUUCUGGGACAGCUAGGAACUGGUGGUAACGGCGGAAACGGCGGUUCUCCAGGCCAGCCAGGCACACCAGGACAACCCGGUACACCAGGUACUGCUGGUAAUGGAGGCAACGGAGGCAACGGAGGAAAUAGAGGAAAUGGAGGUAACGGAGGCAGUAGUGGCACGCCGGGACAACCUGGACAGCCUGGUACCCAAGGACAACCAGGAACUCCUGGAACCCCUGUCCAACCAGGCACUCCUGGUAAUGGAGGCAACGGAGGCAAUGGAGGUAAUGGAGGAAACCCAGCUCAGCCAGAAACACCUGGAAGUGGUAGUGAUGGAGGCAAUGGAGGCAAUGGAGGCAAUGGUGGUAACGGAGGUCUGCCAGGCAAUGAUGGCAAUAGAGGAAACGGAGGUAAUGGCGGCGGCGAUGGCAACACGAGCGUCUUGCCCGGAUCGGAAGAUCUCAACAGAGGCAGCAGCAGCAGUGUCCCGGGCUCGUCCAAGAACGGGUCGCCUACUGGUUCGAUGACUGCUGAUUCCAGCAAGUCAGGCAUCACUGCCUCCGGCUCUGCCCCCUCUGGCUUCAUGGCAUCGGGCUCGAUGAUGCCAGGCUCGAUGAUGCCAGGCUCGAUGAUGCCAGGCUCGAUGAUGCCAGGCUCGAUGACCGCUGCGUCUAUGAUGUCUGCCUCCAUGAUGCCCGGAUCCAUGACUACUGGCUCGACAAUGUCUGGUUCUAUAAUGUCCGGAUCCAUGAUGUCCGGUUCUAUGAUGUCUGGCUCAAUGAUGCCCACCCCCAGCAUGUCAAUUCCCAGUGGUACUCCCAACAAGCCAGUCGCAGGCUGCCCUACUUCCACUUGUGCGGCAAACGAGCUUGCAAAUAGCGCACAAUCUGUCAUUGAUGCCAUUGACAAGAUUACGGAACUCUCCAUGGCCCUUCAGGGACCCGCUGGAAACAUUGGUCCUGGUCCCGCUGGCCUCACUGCUGCUGCCAACGUUGCAGCUGGCUUUACCAACAUUGUCUCGACCAUUCAAGCCGACAUUGGCGUCCUUGGUUCCAUCAUGCCUUUCGAUGCUGGCUGCGAUGCAGACGCCAUUGUCACCGCUCUUACCAAAUUCGUUGAAGUACACCAAGCCCUCCUCCGUAUCAUCUUUGGCAAAGGCUCUGUCUUGGAUAACAUUCCCCUCGCUGGAGCCCCCGUUGCUGCUGCUCUCCGAGCCCUCGAAGGCGUCGUUGACACUGUCGCUUUGGCCAUCAUCAACCUCAUUCCCAGCCGUAAGGAGUGCGCCCAGGGUCAAAUUAGCAACUUGAGCAUGACUCUCAAGGACGCUCAAGGCGCCGUCGCUUCCUGCAAUAUGCCCGACUCUUGCCCUGCUGCUCAGAUUGGUGCCACAGGCCAGGCCGUCAUUGACGCCAUCAACAAGAUUACCGAUCUUUCACAAAACCUUCAGGGCCCCGCAAAUGCUCUUGAUAUCAUAAACCCCGCUGCUAUCGCUCAGGUUGCUUCUGGCUUCACACAAAUUGUUGCUGAAGUCGUCAAGGAUGUCGCUUUGUUGGGCACGCUGCCUCCUCUUGACCCAGGUUGCGCUGCCGACAGCGUGUCCAUUGCUCUUACCAAGUUUGUCGAGGUCCACCAGGCUCUCUUGAACAUUCUCAUUGGCAAGGCAGGCUUGAUCUCCAAGGUCCCCGGCGCCGGUGCUCCCAUUGCUGCUGUCCUCCGCCAGUUGGAGAUGGCUGUUGAUUCUGUUGCAAACGGUCUAAUUGGCCUCAUCCCGUCUCGCAAGUGCUACGCCACUCAGCAAACCAGCAACCUUGCUGCCACUCUUAUGAAGACUGAAUCAGCCUACCCCAUGUAAACAGUCUUGGUCGGUUCGAUAUCCAUUGCUGCUUAGCAAUAUUCUUGUAUAUAGAAUUACG
This is a messenger RNA of [Torrubiella] hemipterigena, 2536 nucleotides long. The record is from the annotation of a GenBank genome assembly. Lineage: Eukaryota; Fungi; Ascomycota; Sordariomycetes; Hypocreales; Clavicipitaceae.